AUGGUCAGGAGACUUGUUGAGGCGGAAUAUGGAUUCCCGGAUAAUGAUAAGGAACGGGAGGGACCAUGGGCAGGUAUGACUGUCUCAGGAGGUAAGUGGUCCUACGACGCCAACAAUGGCGAUGUCAUUGCUGCCCUUGCCGAUGGAAGCCAGCCAGAAGGAUGUGUUCAGUUUGCUUUUACUCAGGAAAAUGGAAUGGAAUACAAACUGCGGUCUUCCGAUUGCAGCCACACCAGACGCGUGGUGUGUGAACAGUACCCUCUCCAACACUUGAACGUCGAAACGGAGCUGCUGCUGAUCACAGAUGGCCGAUCCAAUGACCCCAAGCACUUCGCCUCUCUUGAACGCAUGAAAGCCCUUUACUCGGCUACUGGGAUUAACGUUUCCGCAAUCGGUGUCGGCAGAAUCAACGAGGACGAAAUCCGUGACCUUACCGACAACACCCACUCCAGCAGUGCCAAAGAAGGAAACAUCUUCUAUCUUAUGUCCUGGGAGUCGGUUCAGAAGUUCAACAAAAUCUUCGAAAAGAUCCACAAGAAAUUCGAAAACGACGCCUGCCUGCCACUCAACUACGACCACGACGAUGUGGCAUGGACCCUCUGGUCAAAGACGAUGGCCAAACACGGCGUUUCAGUGAAGCAAGAGCCCGAAGAAGGCUUCGAAUUCAAUUAUUAA
This is a messenger RNA of Oikopleura dioica, 675 nucleotides long. The record is from the annotation of a GenBank genome assembly. NCBI's taxonomy places the organism in Eukaryota, Metazoa, Chordata, Appendicularia, Copelata, Oikopleuridae.